GACCACUCCUCAUUGGGUUUCAUUAUUCUUUCACUCUCUUUCUUCUCGCCGAUUCUAAUAUUCCUUUCGCUUCUCUCUCUCUCUCUCUCUAUUCGACACACUACUUUCAGCUUUUUCUCAUUUGCUUUCUUUGGCUUGUUAAGGGUUUUUCCUUUCUCGUGGUUUCCUCUCAUCGAAUCAAGGACGCACGUUCCCAUUUCGCCAUUUUGCCUCUAUUCGUCUCCGUCUAAGUGAAACUUUGCAUGAACAGAAAGUUUGGAGGCGCUUCCAUUUUUGAAGUAUUAUUGUAUGUAGUAAGAUGGGGUGUUUCACUGUUUUGAAGAGCAAGAAGAAAAAGCCUGAGCCAUCAGCUUCCAUCAAGCGUGUCAGUCCUAAGGAGCAAACACCAACCACACUACCUGAGCCCCAGAUACCAACUCGGACGUUGCAGUCAGCGCCCCCUAGUUUUAGGACAAGAGCGAAGCCUGUUCAACCAGAUAACAGAGUAACUAACAGUAGAGCACGAGCAUUGUCAGCUCCAGAAAGCCUUGAUGCUGCAGAACAAGAUGAUCUUGCUGCAGUUGAAUAUGAUGAGCAUGAAGAGUCAAAGAGCAGAGUUGGUUUAACAAGGGACCACCCAAGUCCACAGCCUCUUCCUCUUCCUGCUGUUGCUCUGAAGCCUGUUGGUAGUUUCAAAGCUGGAAAUAGCAGUGGCCCUCUCUUUGCUUCUGGGCCAUUGCCACUGCCACCAUGUGGAACACACAGUGGAACACUAAGGAACUUUUCAUAUGAAGAAAUUGUAUCUGCUUGCCGCAGUUUCUCUUCAGAUCGAUGUGUAUCAGAAGGUCUUUCUUCCACUAUAUACAGGGCUUCCUUUGGGGAUGAAUCUUCAAGUUCAAAGAAGUUUGAAGCCAGUGUUACUCGCCUUCAUUCAUCCUCUCUGUGUUUGAAGGAAUUUAUAAAUGAGGUUAAUACCCUUGCAUCCUUGCGACAUCCAAACCUGUGUAAACUGCUUGGAUACCAUGCACGUGAUGUUUCAGAGCAGAGGAUGCUGGUUUACGAGAGGCUUUAUCAUGGAAGCUUGGAUCGGCUUUUGUAUGGGAGAUCAGAUGGGCCUCCCAUUGAUUGGAAUACAAGAAUGAAAAUUGCUUUAUGUGCUGCACAAGGUCUUACUUUCUUGCAUGAAGAAGGGCCUUUCCAGGCAAUGUACAAUGAAUUCUCUACUGGAAACAUACAGAUCGAUAAAGAUUUUAGUGCAAAGCUAUCAGGAUAUGGCUGUGUUGGUCAAAUUCCUGAGACAGAGAUCUCUAAUAGUUCAGUGGCUGUGGCAAAUCUCUCUUUGGAGACACUGGAGAGAGGGCUGUUGACUCCAAAGAGCAAUGUAUGGAGUUUUGGAGUUGUUCUGCUUGAAUUACUUACUGGCCGGAAGAAUCUUGAUAAUCGCCAUCCCAAGGAAGAGAGGAACUUGGUUAAGUGGAGCCGGCCUUUCCUCGCUGAUGACUGUCGAUUGUCACUAAUUAUGGAUCCUCAGCUAAAAGGUCGUUUCCCAGUGAAGGCAGCCCGGACACUGGCUGAUAUCGCUCUCAGAUGCCUUCAGAAGGACCCAUUGGAAAGACCAACUAUGAGAACUAUUGUCGAACAUCUUAAAGUAAUACAAGACAUGAAAUGUUCCACUCGCUUUCCAUUGCAAGAGCCAGCAGCAGUUGCUGGAAAACAGAUGUCUAGGUCACCGAGUCUUAAUGGCAUCAUUACCCCACAACCCAGGUUAAGUUUUUCACCAUCACCACCAUCAAGAGCUCAGCCAUCUGUUUCACCCACAAGACCGCCUGCUUUGCCAAUGUCUCUUCCUCCCCGUGCCUGUUCCUCAACCCUCUCAUUCGAGGAAUUUGAACUGCAGGAAAGCCGGAAAUCGUCUUCUUCAGCUGUUCGAAGGGCUAGUGUUGAAGGAUUUUGAUUGUCAAUAUGCAUUUUUUCAUUUUUUUUCCCCAACGCUUUUGUUGAUUCAAUAGAAUAUAUAGAAAAGAUAAAAUUGUGGUUCUUCCACCUUCGAAUCCCUGAAGAUGAUAAGAGAGGAUUGUAUUUUGUAGAUAGUGUAAGCCUGGUCCACCUGGGCUUAUUAAUUUCCUGUAAUCCACAAUGUCAUUAAUCCACUGGCUAUUCUUGGUGA
This is a messenger RNA of Hevea brasiliensis (rubber tree), 2146 nucleotides long. RefSeq names its product probable serine/threonine-protein kinase PBL1. The coding region runs from base 299 to 1933 and encodes 544 amino acids. NCBI's taxonomy places the organism in Eukaryota, Viridiplantae, Streptophyta, Magnoliopsida, Malpighiales, Euphorbiaceae. The transcript is spliced from 5 exons. Gene Ontology annotation, molecular function: ATP binding; protein kinase activity. Gene Ontology annotation, biological process: protein phosphorylation. The record is from RefSeq and is a predicted model, not a curated record.